Messenger RNA from Blepharisma stoltei, 1083 nucleotides. NCBI's taxonomy places the organism in Eukaryota, Ciliophora, Heterotrichea, Heterotrichida, Blepharismidae. The record is from the annotation of a GenBank genome assembly.
AUGGGACAAUCUUGCUCGUGUUUAAAAGAACAUAUUGUAGAAGAAAGCCAAGUGAUACUAGACAAAGCCAAUAGUAAACUCAAGCAGAAGCAAGAUUCAUCUGUCGUUUUAUUUAACUCAAAAUCGUCCAUACGUACAAUAAGUGUUCCGUCAGUCAUAAUGAUCCAAUCUAUCCUGAGAGGCUUCCUAGAUCGUCGAGCUUUAGCGCCUAAAGUCAGAGCUUCUCACCACAAAAGAAUGGUCUCCGAUACCAAUUCAAGAUCUUUAAUGGAAAUCCAAGGGGUCUUGCCUGACUACUCUACUCCAUUAACAAGAUCAGCUGCGAAAAAGCUUGGACCUUUCAAAUAUGAAAAGUCUUUAAACGAUGGAGUCGUGAUAUCAAAAAAACCUCCAGUUCAGCUUGAAAACGGAGCAAUUUAUAUUGGAGAAUGAAAUGAUAAAUGGGAAAGGCAUGGAAGAGGGGUUUUGCUGUGAAAAGAUGGAUCCAAGUAUGAAGGACACUGGAGAAACGACAUGGCGAACGGCAAAGGAAGGCUUAUUCAUGCUGAUGGAGACGUUUAUGAUGGGGACUGGGAAGAUGAUAAAGCUAAAGGUAACGGAAUUUUCAUACAUGCCGAUAAUACGAGAUAUGAAGGAAGCUGACUUGAUGACAAGCAGCAUGGAUACGGAAUUGAGACUUGGCCUGAUAAUUCAAAAUAUGAAGGAGAAUAUUGAUACGGAAAAAAGCAUGGGAAAGGAAAAUUUUUAUGAAGUGACAAAAGCUCAUAUGAAGGGGAGUUUUUUGAAGGAAAUAUUCACGGGUUCGGAACUUAUAUAUGAAGUGAUCAAAGAAAAUAUGUAGGUGAGUGGAAAAACAACAAAAUGGAUGGAAAAGGAACUUUUACAUGGCUCGAUGGAAGAUGCUACACAGGAGAGUAUUUAAACGAUAAAAAGCAUGGAUACGGAGUUUUUGCUUGGCCAGACGGAAAGAAAUAUGAAGGGUAUUGGGCUGAUGGCAAGCAAGAUGGAAAAGGGGUUUUAAUUAAUGGAAAAGGGGACAGAAAAGAAGGAGAGUGGAAGGAUGGAAAAGUGGUGAAAAAAUAA